AUGAUCCAAGCCAUCUUGAUCUUCAACAACCACGGCAAGCCCCGGCUGUCCAAGUUCUACCAACACUGCGAUGAGGAACAACAGCAGCGGGUGGUGCGCGAAUGCUUCCAGGCUGUGUCCAAACGACCAGACCACGUGUGCAACUUCCUCGAAACAUCAAACCUGUUCAAAUCAAACGACAGCAGACUAAUCUACAGGCACUACGCGACGCUCUUCUUCGUCUUUGCCGUGGAUUCCUCAGAGAGCGAGCUGGGCAUCCUCGACUUGAUACAGGUGUUUGUGGAGACACUGGACAGGCAAUUUGAGAACGUUUGCGAGCUGGACCUCAUCUUCCACGUCGACAAGGUGCAUCACAUCCUGGACGAGAUUGUGAUGGGCGGCAUGGUGCUGGAGACAAACAUGGGAGAGGUGCUGUCACACGUGGAAGAGCAGGCAAAGAUGCUCAGAUCAGAGAGCAGCUCGUUCUUGCAGGCAAUGAAGGGGUCAAAGGCGGCGAGCAAAGUCAAAUCCAUUGGCUCUCGCCUCGGCCACUGA
This is a messenger RNA of Salpingoeca rosetta, 534 nucleotides long. Its product is annotated as AP-3 complex subunit sigma-2. Gene Ontology annotation, cellular component: AP-3 adaptor complex; intracellular membrane-bounded organelle. The coding region runs from base 1 to 534 and encodes 177 amino acids. The record is from RefSeq and is a predicted model, not a curated record. The transcript is spliced from 6 exons. Gene Ontology annotation, biological process: protein transport; Golgi to vacuole transport. Lineage: Eukaryota; Choanoflagellata; Craspedida; Salpingoecidae.